GUAGCCGUCCCGGGGCGGGCACAGAACGGAGCCCGAGCGCCAACGGGCGAGGGGGCGCGGCCACGAUGCUGACAGCGGCCAAUCGCGAGGGCGGCGCCGGGGGAAGAUCCGCCUCCGGUCCCGCCUCGCCCUCGGGCGGGGGGAGCCUGGGGGCCCGAGUCAUCCUGGCGCGUCCCCGGCGCCUGCUGAUGCCGUCACUGGCUGGGCAGGCGGGAAAAACAAAACUGCCGCUGCGUCGGGCUGGGAUCGCGGAUUCGCGGGUGCAGAAUCGCCCUUUCCUCGCCCUUCACCGUGAGCUGCUUCGUAAAGGCUGAACCUUUGAGCCAAAAAUGCACUAAGCCACCAAGGACUGCGUCUGCACUGGGAAGGUCUGGCUGCCAUGGAGGACGUGGAGUCGCGGUUUAUGCACUUCCUGCAGCCCAUCCGGGACCUCACCAAGAACUGGGAGGUGGAUGUCGCUGCUCAGCUGGGGGAGUAUCUCGAGGAGCUUGACCAGAUCUGUAUUUCAUUUGAUGGCGGCAAAACCACCAUGAACUUCAUAGAGGCAGCGCUGCUGAUCCAAGGUUCUGCCUGCAUCUACAGUAAAAAAGUGGAGUAUCUCUACUCUUUGGUCUACCAGGCACUUGACUUCAUCUCCAAUAAGAAGCGGGAGAAGCAGCCUGCGUCCGUGGGAGAGGAUGGGACAGACAAAGAUGCCAGCGCUGGACCAGUGGCAGAAGAGGAAGAGUUCCUCUCUUUGGAUGACAUUCAAGAUACUAGCAGAGCAAACAUGGACCUGAGGGAUGACCACCAGCGCAGCGCGGUCAGCAUCGUCCCCUUGACUCCCAUGGCCCUGGUUCCUCCCGAAGAGGCAGAAAAGAAGGACAACCCCCUCCUCAGCCGGAAGGGGGAGGUCUUGGCCAGCCGGAAGGAUUUCCGCAUGAACACUUGCACCCCACACACCAAUGGCGCCUUCAUGCUGGAGCUGGCAGGACUCUCGCCCACGCAGUGCGCGCCCAGGAGGGACUGCGAGUGGGGCGAUGGCAACUCCGUGGGAGCCCAGAACCUCGCUCCAGCAGCUGGUUCUACACCCUUGGAAGUUAGCGCUUGUGCAACGCCUGUUCUGGCACUGAGCUUCUCUGGGGAAGGAGCAGGCGCAGGAGUCCCUGCAUGUGACAAUGACGACGGCUGUGAUGACUUUAUGCCGGCCAUGCCGGAUGAAGGCCUGGACGUCUCCGCAGCUGGGGUGGAGCACGUUGCGCAUCAGAUGAGUGGCCCCCAGAGGAAAGGUUACGCGCUGCGGGAGAAACCCCCUGCCCCAGAUGUCAAUGCUCACGCAAAGGAGAUGCUGGACCCCUGGCGCAGCCUUGACCCUUUCAGCUCCUCUGAUGACAAACCUCUGAAAAAAGGCAGGCCUUUCACGGUGCCCCGUGGCCUGGACGACGUGCCUGGCACCAAGCGGAAGAGGAGGCUCUCCAGCAAACUGCAAGAAUUCACCAAGUGGUUUUCGGCCACAGAACAUGACAAAGCUGGCAGCCAGAGAAGCAGGAGGAAGGGCCCAACGUUUGCUGAUCUGGAAGUCCUGUACUGGAAGCACAUCAAGGAGCGUCUGGCUGCCCAAAGGAAGCUGCAGAGGAGAAUGCAAGGGCCACUGCUGGCCCAGGCAUUUGAGGAGCCUGACCCUCUGGAGGAGGAGCGGGAGGACGACGGCCUGGACCACCUCGAUGGCGGAGGGGCAGAUGACCUUUUGGAGCAUGAAGACAUUCCCCUGCUGGAAGCCCCAGAGGACGCACCAGAGGGCAUGUUAGAUGCUGGUGAAGUCCCCUCCUCCCUCAGCUAUGAGGAGCUGGUGCGGAAGAAUGUGGAGCUAUUCAUGGCCCAUUCCCAGCAGUACGCGCGAGAGACGGUGCUGUCCCGGCAUGUCCGAGACUGGGAGGAGAUGAUGGGGCCGCAGCUGGAGGAGCAGGAAGCCCGGGCAGCCUUUGACAUCCACAGCUACGGGGACCGCCUGGUGUCCAGCUGGGGCCAGGUGGGCGAGUGGUGCUCCUUUGCCAGACUGGUAGCUGGCCAGCCGGCCUUUGAGGUCUGCCGUUACAUGCUGGCUUCCCUGCAGCUUGCCAACGACUACACCGUGGAGAUCUCCCAGAAGCCAGGCCUGGAGGCUGCCGUGGACACCAUGGCGCUGCGCCUGCUGACCCAAGAGAGGGCCCACGAGCGCUUCCGCACCUACACAGCCCCCUCCCUCACCCAGCCGUGACUUCUCCGCUUUGCCUCCCUCUGCAGCCCACACAUUCGGUGUCUCCCUGUGUGUGUAUCUAGUAAUCUCGCUGUACAGCUUCUCCCAGCCUUUCUGUCGUCUUGCUGUAAUAAACUGUAUUCGGGUAGAGUGCUCAGUUCCCCCUUUGAGUGCUGCCCUGAACAAAGGGACAGGAGCGCCCUUGCUGGAUCAGGCCAAGGUCUGCCUGCCUAGUCUGGGAGCUGGUUUUCAACAGUAGCCAGCCAGGUGCCUUCAGGGAACAGGCAAGGCCUGCACCUCGAUCCCAGGAUGGGGUUGCCAUAGUCGGUUUGCAAUUAUUAAAACGUAAAGACUCCCAUGAGCCCGAAGGGGGCCGAGCAGGCGAGGAGGCUGCCUGUGGUACCUCAGCAGAACUCACUCCUCUGGUGUUGCCCAGUGAGAGUUGGAGUAAGCAGCGACGUGGCCCAGUUCCCAGAUGACACCAAACUAUUUGAAGGAGUGAAAUCCAAGAGAUUGUGAGGAGUUCCAAAAGGAUCUCUCCAAACUGGGGGAGUGGGUGACAAAAUGGCAAACGGGGUUCAAUGUAAGCAAGUGUAAAGUGAUGGAUAUCGGGGGGAGGGGAGAGACUCCAACUUCACAUAUACAUUGAUGGGGCCUGAACUGUUGGUGACGGACCAGGAGAAGGAUCUUGGGGGUCACAGUGGGCAGCUCCUUGAAAGUGUCGACUCAGUACCCAGUAGCUGUGGGAAAAGGCCAAUUCCAUGCUAGGGAUCAUUAGGAAGGGGGUUGGAAAUAAAAAUGCUAGUAUUAUAAUGCCCUUAUACAAAUCUAUGGAGCAGCCACAUUUAGUGACUGUGUACAGUUCUGGUCACUGUAUCUUAAGGAGGACAUUGUAGAACUGGAAGAGGUGGAGAAGAGGGCAACCAAGAUGAUCAGGGGCCUGGAACACCUUCCUUAUGAGACAAGGCUUAUAGCAUCUGGGGCUCCUUACCUUGGAAAAGAGGCAAUUAUGGGGACACAGGACAGAGGUGUAUCAAAUGCAUGGAGUAGGGAGUGGUCAGAGAGAAAAUGUCUCCCUCUCUCACAUUAGAACCAGGGGUCAUCCCAUGAAAUUGGAUGACAAAAAGAAGUACUUUUUCUCCCAGUGCAUAAUUAAACUAUGGAAUUCUCUGCCACAGGAUGUGGUGAUGGCUUCAAAAGGGGCUUACACAAAUUCAUGGAGGACAGGUCUAUCAAUGGCUACUAGUCUGGUGUCUAUAGGCCACCUCCAGCCUCAGAAGCAAGAUGCCUUUGAAUACCCUAGCAGGGGAGCAAUGGUACCCUGUUUCCCCGAAAGUAAGACCUACCCUGAAAGUAAGACCUAGCAGUAAUUUCUGAUGUACCGCUAAUUGCCCUAGUGUAUUUUUUGGGGCUAAAAUUAAUAUAAGACACUGUCUUAUUUUUGGGGAAACACAGUAGGAGAGGGUGAAAGCCUUCACCCCCUGCCUGUGGGCUUCUCGGGAGACAUCUGGUGGGCCACUGGACUAGAUGGGCCUUGGGCCUGAUCCAAGAGGGCUUUUACGUUCCUUCCAUUCAGUCUCCCCCAGGCAUGGCUCACUGCCCCGUCUCUGGGUCGGGGAGGAUUGGCUCAUUUCAGCCUCUCCAGUAGCUGAACUACCUGCCCUCAGUGGAGCGUGCCUGCUACAUCUCUGGGCUACUUUCCAGGUGGCACAUCCCGAACAAGGGCUCUUACAGAAAUGGUACGCAAUGCUUUUAUAUGCCAAUUUGUUGUAAACCACCCAGAGACAGAAGUUUGGGGUGGUCUACAAAUUUGAAAAAUAAACAAGUAAAUGCUCUAUAAA
Molecule: messenger RNA, 4056 nt
Organism: Hemicordylus capensis (graceful crag lizard)
Lineage: Eukaryota; Metazoa; Chordata; Lepidosauria; Squamata; Cordylidae
Gene: NCAPH2
Product: non-SMC condensin II complex subunit H2
Exons: 21
Coding region: 380-2236 (618 amino acids)
Biological process (GO): meiotic chromosome condensation; mitotic sister chromatid separation
Cellular component (GO): nucleus; condensin complex
Molecular function (GO): chromatin binding
Source: RefSeq, a predicted model, not a curated record